AUGUUCGUGCAAGACUACAAAGAGAGAUUUGAGUAUUUGGCUCGUUUCUAUACUCAGAAUAUGAGUGAGGAUUGGAAGUGCAGGAGGUUCGAGCAAGGAUUGCGCCACCAUCUUUUGAAGGCACUUGUUCACCUGAAGAUUAAUGAAUUUCCAGAGUUAGUGGAGCAGGCCACGAUAGNUGAGAGAUUGGAUGAGUCUGGGCGUGUCAUGAGGAACCAGAAGGGCAACUUUUCCAAGGGCAAGCANCACAAGAAACCCUACGAGAGGCCACAGCAGUCUAGGCCAGGUUUGUUGAAGUGCUUUGAGUGCGGCGGAGAUCACAUCCGAAGAAAUUGUCCAAAGCUGAGUGGCGUCAGGAAUGAGGUGAGAACGUGUUUCACAUGUAACAAGCCUGGGCAUAUCUCUCUUAAUUGCCCUGAGAAGAAGUCAUUUGGUGGAACGCCUCAGAAGUCAACUAAUGGUGGAAACCCGCAGGCUGCGGGCAGAGUGUUUGCCAUGUCGGGAGCAGAAGCCGAGAAGUCAGGUAACCUGAUACUUGAUACUUGUUCUUUGUUUGGCAGAAAUGUGCAUUACCUGUUUGAUUCGGGUGCGACACACUCGUUUAUAUCAUUGUUUUGUGUGGAGAAUCUUGGACUCUCUAUGUUUGACUUGGGGUGCGAGCUUGUUGUCUCUACGCCAACGUCCGGACAAGUUUCAACCAGUUCAGUCUGCGUUGGGUGUCCAAUCGAGGUGGCAGGUCACAAGUCCAGAGUCAACUUGGUGUGCUUACCGCUUGAAGGUCUGGACGUGAUCUUGGGGAUGGAUUGGUUAGCUGAUAACCAUGUGAUGAUUGACUGCGGACGUCAGAGGNUAGUCUUCCAAAAACCAGAAGGCAUUGAAAUGUCAACAUCAAAGGAAGUGGUACGAGAUCUCAAGGGUGGNGCUGUUUGCUUUAUGUUGAUAGUGAAAGAACAAAAGAAGAGCAUAGAUGAGCUGAUAAAUGGAAUACCUGUGGUCGAGGAAUAUGCUGAUGUUUUUCCUGAGGAGGUACCAGGUUUACUGCCGAGUCGUGAAGUAGAAUUUGCAAUAGAUUUGAUGCCAGGUGUAGGGCCAAUAUCAGUAGCUCCGUAUCGUAUGGCUCCAACGGAGUUAGUAGAAUUGAAGAAGCAGAUUGAAGAUUUGUUAGAGAAGAAAUUCAUUAGACCAAGUGUGUCUCCUUGGGGUGCGCCGUUGAAAGGAGCUGGAGUGUUUUCAAAGAUUGAUCUUCGGUCAGGAUAUCAUCAAAUUCUUGUCAAGCCAGAUGAUGUGCAGAAGACGGCGUUUCGCUCACGCUAUGGGCACUACGAGUAUGUUGUAAUGCCUUUCGGUGUGACGAAUGCUCCAGCUAUAUUCAUGGAUUACAUGAAUCGUAUCUUUCGUUCUUGUUUGGAUAAGUUUGUCGUUGUAUUCAUUGACGAUAUUCUUAUCUACUCGAAGAACCGAGAGGAACAUGCUGAACAUCUGCGGAUAACAUUGGAGAUUUUAAGGGAGCACCAAUUGUAUGGUAAGCUAUCAAAAUGCGAGUUUUGGUUGAGUGAAGUUCAAUUCCUUGGUCAUGUGAUAUCUGCUCAAGGAAUAUCAGUCGACCCAGCCAAGAUUGAAGCUGUGUUGAAAUGGGAACGUCCUACAUCGGUGACUGAGUGCGAAGCAAGUUUCAAAGAUAUGAAGCAAAGGUUGACCACCGCUCCAGUGCUAAUUAUUCCAGAUACAGACAAGGCUUUUGAGAAGAUACACGAGAGGAAUUAUCCGACACAUGACAUUGAGUUGGCAGCUGUAGUGUUUGCUCUGAAGACUUGGCGUCAUUAUUUGUAUGGGGCGAAGUUUCAGGUUUUCAGCGACCAUAAAAGUCUGAAAUACCUGUUUGAUCAGAAAGAGUUGAGAUUGGGUAUAUGGGGUUGA
This is a messenger RNA of Vigna radiata var. radiata (mung bean), 1917 nucleotides long. RefSeq lists its product as uncharacterized. Lineage: Eukaryota; Viridiplantae; Streptophyta; Magnoliopsida; Fabales; Fabaceae. The transcript has 4 exons. The record is from RefSeq and is a predicted model, not a curated record. The coding region runs from base 1 to 1917 and encodes 638 amino acids. Gene Ontology annotation, molecular function: nucleic acid binding; zinc ion binding.